Messenger RNA from Aptenodytes forsteri (emperor penguin), 7131 nucleotides. It is a transcript of the gene CACNA1E, whose product is annotated as calcium voltage-gated channel subunit alpha1 E. Gene Ontology annotation, biological process: calcium ion import across plasma membrane; chemical synaptic transmission. Bases 1 to 7131 code for a protein of 2376 amino acids. Gene Ontology annotation, cellular component: voltage-gated calcium channel complex; neuronal cell body; membrane. The record is from RefSeq and is a predicted model, not a curated record. Gene Ontology annotation, molecular function: calcium ion binding; high voltage-gated calcium channel activity. The transcript has 49 exons. Lineage: Eukaryota; Metazoa; Chordata; Aves; Sphenisciformes; Spheniscidae.
AUGCUGGGAUUCGGCACGUGCUCCGUCAGCGCCCCAGCGCCGGGUAGGGCGGCUGAGCUGGAUGCUGCCUCCCCCCGCUAUGUCCUGGCCCUGCCCGAGGAGGAGACGUGGCGCAAGCACCGGCUUGGCCUGAUGCAGACCACCCAGUCCUGCAACCUGCUGGAGCCCGAGAGCCUGGCUGAGGCCCUGGUCUUGCGCGCCGCCAGCUUCGAUGCCCUCUACGAGCCCCAGUCCCGGCAUGCUGAUGCUGGCACGGAGAUGGGCAGCACCUUCGACCUGGGGCUUGGCCAGUAUGUCCCCGUGAGCCCAGAUGUUAUCAAGCGCCGGCGGGGCGGGCUGAUCGAGCAGAGGGACAUUAUCAAGGCGCAUGAGGCGCACAAGAUGCAGAGCACGCCGCAGGCACGGAGGAAAGAGUGGGAGAUGGCUCGCUUUGGGGAGGCGGUGGCCGGCAGGCUGGGCUCCGGAGACGGGGGGUCCGACCAGAACCGGAGCCGGCAAGGACCUCCUGCUCCUGCGGGAGGGACCCCGGGAGCCUUCAAGCAAACCAAAGCGCAGAGAGCCCGGACUAUGGCUCUGUACAACCCCAUCCCCGUCCGGCAGAACUGCUUCACCGUCAACAGAUCGCUCUUCCUCUUUGGGGAAGAGAACAUAGUCAGGAAAUAUGCUAAGAAGCUCAUCGACUGGCCUCCCUUCGAGUACAUGAUCCUGGCGACCAUCAUUGCCAACUGCAUUGUGCUGGCUCUCGAGCAGCACCUCCCUGAGGAUGACAAGACACCCAUGUCACGGAGAUUAGAGAAGACGGAGCCCUACUUCAUCGGGAUUUUCUGCUUUGAGGCUGGGAUUAAGAUCGUGGCUCUGGGGUUUGUUUUCCACAAGGGCUCGUACCUGCGCAAUGGCUGGAAUGUCAUGGACUUCAUCGUGGUCCUCAGUGGCAUCCUUGCCACAGCUGGGACGCACUUCAACACCCACGUGGACCUGCGGACGCUGCGGGCUGUGCGCGUGCUCAGACCUCUGAAGCUUGUCUCGGGCAUUCCCAGCCUGCAGAUUGUGCUGAAAUCCAUCAUGAAGGCCAUGGUGCCUCUCCUCCAGAUUGGCUUGCUGCUCUUUUUCGCUAUCCUCAUGUUUGCCAUCAUCGGCCUGGAGUUUUACAGUGGGAAGCUGCACCGAGCCUGCUACACAAACAAUUCAGGUGAACUAGAGGAGCUGGACCCCCCCCAUCCGUGCGGGGUGCAGGGUUGCCCCCCAGGCUACGAGUGCCGGGAGUGGAUCGGUCCCAACGACGGGAUCACGCAGUUCGACAACAUCCUCUUUGCUGUGUUGACCGUCUUCCAGUGCAUCACCAUGGAAGGGUGGACCACAGUCCUGUACAAUACCAAUGAUGCCUUAGGAGCCACCUGGAACUGGUUGUACUUCAUCCCCCUCAUCAUCAUUGGAUCCUUCUUUGUCCUCAACCUUGUCCUGGGAGUGCUGUCAGGGGAGUUUGCCAAAGAGCGUGAGCGAGUGGAGAACCGCCGAGCCUUCAUGAAGCUGCGGCGCCAGCAGCAGAUUGAGCGGGAGCUCAACGGCUACCGGGCUUGGAUAGACAAAGCAGAGGAAGUCAUGCUGGCUGAAGAGAACAAAAAUGCUGGGACCUCAGCCUUAGAAGUGCUCAGGCGAGCCACCAUCAAAAGGAACCGGACAGAUGCCAUGAACCGUGACUCGAGCGAUGAGCACUGUGUCGAUAUCUCCUCCGUGGGUGAGCGGAGGCUGGCGCAGAGAAGACCUCUUCAUCCAACAUUGGGUAACCCCUUGAGUCACUCUGGCCUCAAAGGCGCCAGAGUGGAUGGUGCCUCCUACUUACGGCACAAGGAGCGACUCCUGCGCAUCUCUGUUCGCCACAUGGUGAAAUCCCAGGUCUUCUACUGGAUCGUCUUGAGCCUGGUGGCUCUCAACACUGCCUGCGUGGCCAUUGUCCAUCACAACCAGCCAGCCUGGCUCACCCACUUCCUCUACUAUGCAGAGUUCCUGUUUCUUGGGCUCUUCCUCCUGGAGAUGUCCUUAAAGAUGUACGGGAUGGGGCCACGCCUUUACUUCCAUUCUUCCUUCAACUGCUUUGACUGUGGGGUCACGGUGGGAAGCAUCUUCGAAGUGGUUUGGGCUAUCUUCAGACCAGGAACCUCUUUUGGGAUCAGUGUCCUACGAGCCCUUCGUCUCCUGCGAAUAUUUAAAAUAACCAAGUACUGGGCAUCCCUGAGGAAUUUGGUGGUCUCGCUGAUGAGCUCCAUGAAGUCUAUUAUCAGCCUGCUCUUCCUCCUUUUCCUCUUCAUUGUAGUCUUUGCCCUCCUGGGAAUGCAGCUGUUUGGAGGCAGGUUUAACUUCAUUGAUGGGACGCCAUCAGCCAACUUUGACACUUUCCCUGCGGCCAUCAUGACGGUGUUCCAGAUCCUGACGGGUGAGGACUGGAACGAGGUGAUGUACAACGGCAUCCGCUCUCAGGGAGGCGUUCGCUCAGGCAUGUGGUCCUCCAUCUAUUUCAUCGUCCUCACCUUGUUUGGAAACUAUACUCUGCUGAACGUGUUCUUGGCUAUUGCGGUGGACAACCUGGCCAACGCUCAGGAGCUCACCAAGGAUGAGCAGGAGGAAGAGGAGGCCUUUAACCAGAAGCACGCCCUUCAGAAAGCCAAAGAAGUCAGCCCCAUGUCCGCCCCAAACAUGCCUGCUAUCGAAAGAGACAGGCGAAGGAGACACCACAUGUCGAUGUGGGAGCCACGCAGCAGCCACCUGUAUGUGGGCCGCGGGGGCCGGCUGCCGGCUGAGGGCCCCGAGCAGCCGACCCCGGGGGCCAAUCCCGGCAGUGGUGAGGACAGGAGGAGCCCGUCGCCUCGGGCCAAGCGAGACAAGGAGCUGUGGCACCAGAAAUCAUGCCAUGGGAACUGUGAGCCGGGUGAGCAGGAUGGGGCAGGAGGCGGCACUGAGGACAGGGCGCGGAUGAGGCAGAGCCAGCGGCGCAGCCGGCACCGCAGAGCCCGGAUGGAGGGGAAGGAGCCAGCCGGCGCUCUGGGGAGCCGCUCGGCCAGCCAGGAGAUGGGUCUGGAGGAGGCCAGCCCCACAGAGGGGGCGCAGGAUGGGGACCAGUGCGGCGAUGCAGCCUCAGCGGAGGCACUGAUUCAGGGGGAGCUGGAGGCGAGCGGAGAGCCCGUCAGGACAAACGGGGUCCCUGCUGGCGAUGCCGAGCUGGUUGGGACCACUGAGGAGGGGAGCCCCCUGCAAGCGGCGCCCGAGCCCCCCCGGCGGAAGACGGGCAGCCUGACGGAGCAGGACUGCAGCAGCCUGGACACCAGCGAGCAAGCGCUGCUGGAGGCCAGCCGCACUGUCAGCCGGAGCGAGCCCGACCUCUCUUCUGUCACCCCCAACACCGAGAAGGCCACAGAGAGCACCACCAUCAUGAUCGAUGUCCACGACUCUGCUGUGGUACAGAUUAGCAACAAGACAGAUGGCGAAGCCAGCCCCUUAAAGGAGGCCGAGGCCAAAGAGGAUGAGGAGGAGAUGGAGAAGAAGAAGCGGAAGAAGGAGAAAAGUGAGACGGGCAAAGCGAUGGUGCCGCACAGCUCCAUGUUCAUCUUCAGCACCACCAACCCGGUGCGGAGGGCUUGCCACUACAUCGUGAACCUGCGCUACUUCGAGAUGUGCAUCCUCCUGGUGAUUGCCGCCAGCAGCAUCGCCCUCGCGGCGGAGGAUCCUGUCCUUACCAACUCCGACCGCAACAAAGUCUUGAGGUAUUUUGACUAUGUCUUCACUGGCGUCUUCACCUUCGAGAUGGUUAUCAAGAUGAUUGAUCAGGGCUUGAUCCUGCAGGAUGGUUCCUACUUCCGAGACCUCUGGAAUAUCCUGGAUUUCAUCGUGGUGGUGGGAGCGCUGGUGGCUUUCGCCUUGGCGAAUGCUUUGGGGACCAACAAGGGCCGGGAUAUCAAGACCAUCAAGUCUCUCCGUGUGCUACGGGUCUUGAGGCCCCUGAAAACCAUCAAGCGACUGCCCAAGCUGAAGGCCGUCUUCGACUGCGUGGUGACUUCCCUCAAGAACGUCUUCAACAUCCUCAUUGUCUACAAGCUCUUCAUGUUCAUCUUUGCUGUCAUUGCCGUCCAGCUCUUCAAGGGGAAGUUUUUCUACUGCACUGACAGCUCUAAGGACACGGAGAAGGACUGCAUAGGGAACUACGUGGACCACGAGAAGAACAAGAUGGAAGUGAAGUGCCGGGAAUGGAAACGCCAUGAGUUUCACUACGACAAUAUCGUCUGGGCUUUGCUCACCCUGUUCACAGUCUCCACCGGCGAGGGUUGGCCCCAGGUGCUGCAGCAUUCGGUGGACGUGACAGAGGAGGAUCGUGGGCCCAGCCGCAGCAACCGCAUGGAGAUGUCCAUUUUUUAUGUCGUCUAUUUUGUGGUCUUCCCUUUCUUCUUUGUCAAUAUUUUCGUGGCUCUCAUCAUCAUUACGUUCCAAGAGCAAGGAGACAAAAUGAUGGAGGAGUGCAGUCUGGAGAAGAAUGAGAGGGCCUGUAUUGACUUUGCCAUCAGUGCCAAGCCCCUCACGCGGUACAUGCCCCAGAACCGGCACACCUUCCAGUACCGGGUCUGGCACUUUGUGGUCUCCCCAUCCUUCGAGUACACCAUCAUGGCCAUGAUAGCGUUGAACACCGUGGUGCUGAUGAUGAAGUACUACUCUGCUCCAUACACCUAUGAGCUGGCCCUGAAGUACCUAAACAUCGCAUUCACCAUGGUGUUCUCCUUGGAGUGCGUCCUCAAGAUCAUUGCUUUUGGCUUCCUGAAUUAUUUCCGGGACACCUGGAACAUCUUUGACUUCAUCACCGUCAUCGGCAGCAUUACAGAGAUCAUCCUGACGGACACCAAGCUGGUGAACACCAGCAGCUUCAACAUGAGCUUCCUGAAGCUCUUCCGGGCUGCUCGGCUCAUCAAGCUGCUGCGCCAGGGUUAUACCAUCCGCAUCCUGCUCUGGACGUUCGUGCAGUCCUUCAAGGCUCUCCCCUACGUCUGCCUUUUGAUAGCCAUGCUUUUCUUCAUCUAUGCGAUCAUUGGGAUGCAGGUUUUCGGCAAUAUCAAACUAGAUGAAGAAAGCCACAUUAACCGGCACAACAACUUCCGCAGCUUCUUGGGCUCCCUCAUGCUCCUCUUCAGGAGUGCCACGGGAGAGGCAUGGCAGGAGAUCAUGCUGUCCUGCCUGGAGGGCAAAGGCUGCGAGCCAGACACAACAGCAACAUCCGGGCAGAACGAGAACGAGCGCUGUGGCACCGACCUGGCCUACGUUUACUUCGUCUCCUUCAUCUUCUUCUGCUCUUUCCUUAUGCUCAACCUGUUUGUGGCGGUCAUCAUGGACAAUUUUGAAUACCUGACUCGGGAUUCCUCCAUCCUGGGACCUCACCAUCUAGAUGAGUUUGUCCGGAUCUGGGCAGAGUAUGACAGAGCAGCGUGUGGCCGAAUCCAUUACACUGAGAUGUAUGAAAUGCUGACUCUUAUGUCACCACCGCUAGGCCUCGGCAAGAGAUGUCCUUCCAAAGUGGCCUAUAAGAGACUGGUGCUGAUGAACAUGCCUGUGGCCGAGGACAUGACGGUCCAUUUUACCUCCACCUUGAUGGCGCUGAUACGCACGGCCUUGGACAUCAAAAUUGCAAAAGGUGGUGCAGAUUGGCAGCAGUUAGACUCUGAGCUUCAAAAGGAGAUCCUGACCAUUUGGCCUCACCUGUCCCAGAAGAUGCUUGACCUGUUGGUACCCAUGCCAAAAACCUCUGACCUGACUGUUGGCAAAAUAUACGCAGCCAUGAUGAUCAUGGAUUACUACAAGCAGAGCAAAGCGAAGAAGCAGCGGCAGCAGCUGGAGGAGCAGAAAAACGCCCCCAUGUUCCAGCGCAUGGAGCCAUCCUCCUUGCCACAGGAAAUCAUCUCGAACGCGAAGGCUCUGCCUUACCUCCAGCAGGACACCCUCUCAGGCCUGAGCAGCCGGAGCGGGUUCCCCUCGCUGAGCCCACUCUCACCACAGGAGAUCUUCCAGCUGGCGUGCAUGGAUCCAGCCCACGGGCAGUUCCAGGAGCACCAGUCUCUGGAGCCAGAGGUUAGGGAGUUUCAAAGAGUGCAGCCCUCUAACCGUGGCAGCUGCCUUCCCGUGGACACUCAGGACCACGCUGUCUCUGGGAGGGCCUCCUCCAUGCCUCGUCUCACUGUGGAUCCCCAGGUGGUGACGGACACCAGCUCAAUGCGGCGAUCGUUUUCCACCAUCCGGGACAAGCGCACCAACAGCUCCUGGCUGGAUGAGUUCUCCAUGGAGCGCAGCAGUGACAACACCUACAAGUCCCGCCGGCGCAGCUACCACUCCUCGCUCCAGCUCUCUGCCCGGCGCCUCAACGCCGACUCGGGCCACCGGUCCGACGGGCAUCGCUCAGGUGGCAGGGAGCGGGGCCGAUCCAAAGAGCGCAAGCACUUGCUGUCCCCUGAUAUCUCCCGCUGCAACUCUGAGGAGAGGAGUCCCCAGGCGCAUGACGAGUCGCCAGAGCGGCGGCGCGAGUCCCGGUCACCCAGCGAGGGCAGGUCGCAGACACCCAACAGGCAGGGAACGGGCUCCCUGAGUGAAAGCUCCAUCCCCUCCAUCUCGGACACCAGCACCCCCCGGCGAGGCCGCCGCCAGCUCCCACCGGUGCCCCCCAAGCCACGUCCCCUCCUCUCCUACGCCUCCAUGCUGCGGCACACCGGAGACGCCUCGCUGCCCGCCGAGGAGAGCGAGGGGGGGUCCCCGCUCCUCUCCACCCUGGAGCCCAACGCUGCUGGCCUGACCGAGUCUUCCAGCUCCCCAGUGGGGAAGCAGAGCCGACAGUCCACCCCGCAACGCUACAUCUCGGAGCCCUACCUGGCCCUGCACGACGACUCGCACGCCUCAGACUGCGGUGAGGAGGAGACACUCACCUUCGAGGCGGCCGUCGCCACCAGCCUCGGCCGCUCCAACACCAUCGGCUCAGCCCCACCGCUGCGGCACAGCUGGCAGAUGCCCAAUGGGCACUACCGGCGGCGGAGGCGAGGGGCAGGGCAGGGUGUGAUGUGCGGGGCCAGCAUCGACGUGCUCAGCGACACCGAGGAAGAUGACAAGUGCUAG